AUGAUUGCUUUCUACAGUCUUCUGCUGUUCGCGGCUUGUUCUUCUGUUGCUUCAAGCAGUCCGUUCGAGUCUUGCGUGGUAGAGAAUGAACUCACCUCGAAUCCCUCGACCUGCAAUCAGUACUACCGCUGUCUGAGUGGAGAACGGAUCCUGUUCAGCUGUACAGAGGGCAAAGUGUUCAAUCCCUCCACCAAACGGUGCGUUACAUCCGACCUCUACCCGUGCGAUGAGACACAACCGGAGAUCACAACAGCGGAACCAUCGGUGCUCUGUCUUCACAACCCAAAUGGGAUCGUUCCACACCCGUCCGAUUGUGAUAAGUACAUCGUUUGCAGUGGAGGUUUGCAAACAGUGCAGUCCUGUGGAUAUCGGGAGAAUUUUUCAUGGAAGAAGUUAGGUUGUGGCGAAGACGUCUCUUGCAGUGAAUACUUUAACGGUUACGCCAGAACGCUCGAAUCAGUCGCGUGCAACCGACAAUCACUCCCGCUGGCGGAACAUCCUUACGAAGUUGGUACGUACAUUGACUGUGGCGCUCAGGAGUCUGUCAGCUGUGCCGAAGGUACAAUCUUUCGCUGGAACUAUCAGCGCUGUCUUCCGGGGCUGGUGGAAACGAACGAGUUGCAGAGUGCCGCACCUAAUUGUGGCGCCUUUGGCAAAAGCGCACAUCCUUAUCUCUGCGAGAAGUACUUCAAGUGCGUCUUCUGGAUCUCUUCACUAGAAAAUUGCCCCGCGGAUAUGAUCUACAGCGCAGAGGGCAAUGAGUGUGUUCCGGGUAACUUCCAAACGUGCACCGUCAAUCAGUAG
This is a messenger RNA of Anopheles coluzzii, 804 nucleotides long. RefSeq lists its product as uncharacterized. Gene Ontology annotation, cellular component: extracellular region. The record is from RefSeq and is a predicted model, not a curated record. Bases 1 to 804 code for a protein of 267 amino acids. Gene Ontology annotation, molecular function: chitin binding. Lineage: Eukaryota; Metazoa; Arthropoda; Insecta; Diptera; Culicidae. The transcript has a single exon.